Rhodofomes roseus is the source of this 1448-nucleotide messenger RNA. RefSeq names its product arylalcohol dehydrogenase. The coding region runs from base 111 to 1292 and encodes 393 amino acids. Lineage: Eukaryota; Fungi; Basidiomycota; Agaricomycetes; Polyporales; Fomitopsidaceae. The transcript is spliced from 8 exons. The record is from RefSeq and is a predicted model, not a curated record.
GGAAAUGGGACUCGCGACUAUAUAACAACCCUUCGCAGACCACACCAUCUUCAACAGGAUCCCCCACCAGUCCGACCGUGACUUCCCAUCUUAACUGACAGUUGCAUAUCAUGUCGUCCAGAGGCCCACGAUUCUCGAGGUUCUGGGCAGAAUCUGUGCCCCCUCCACCGGCUACGAAGCUCGGUCGCCACAGGCAACUGGCACCUAACGCUGGCAUCCAUGUCUCUCCGCUCUGCCUCGGUGCCAUGAGCAUCGGCGAGAAGUGGGGCCCGCUGGGAAUGGGCGAGAUGACCAAGGAGCAGAGCUUCAAGCUCCUGGAUGCAUUCUAUGCGGCGGGCGGGAACUUCAUCGACACCGCAAACAACUACCAGGAUGGCGAGUCGGAACAGUUCAUCGGAGAGUGGAUGGAGACGCGCGGUGUGCGCGAUCACAUGGUGGUAGCCACGAAGUAUACGAGCAACUGGAAGCGCGGUGCGGACCUACCGCAGAAGACUAGCUACGUCGGGAACAACAUGAAGUCGCUCUACCUAUCCGUCGAGAAAUCUCUUAAAGACCUUCGUACGAGCUAUAUCGACAUCCUCUACGUCCAUUGGUGGGACUGGACAUGCGGCGUUGAGGAGGUCAUGAACGGUCUUCACCACCUCGUCGCCGACCGCAAGGUGUUGUAUCUUGGCGUCUCUGACACUCCGUCUUGGAUCGUUGCCAAAGCGAAUAUGUACGCACGCUUGACGGGAAAGACACCUUUUGUAGUGUAUCAAGGUGCCUGGAGCGUUUUGCAGCGAGACCUGGAGCGCGAGAUCAUUCCUAUGGCGCGUGCGGAAGGUAUGGCCAUUGCGCCGUGGAAUGUGCUCGCCGCAGGCAAAAUUCGAACGGAUGCGGAGGAGGAACGCCGACGUCAAUCCGGAGAACAUGGUCGUAAGAUUGCGAGCGAUGCCUGGGAGCGUACACCCGAGCAAAGGGAGGUCUGCAAAGUCCUCGAGAAGAUCGCCGGCGAGGUCGGAGCUAAGAGUAUCGCUGCCGUCGCGAUUGCAUAUGUCAUGCAGAAGACACCAUACGUAUUCCCAAUCGUGGGUGGGCGCAAAGUCGAACACCUGAUGGACAACAUCAAUGCUCUCGACGUCAGCCUCAACGAAGAGCACAUCGCGGAGGUCGAAGAUGUAUUGCCGUUUGACCUGGGCUUCCCUCAGAACAUGUUUGGCGAUGGCUCGUGGUAUGCUCCAAUCUAUCAGUCAGCAGGCCAGUUCGAAAAGUGGCCUCGCCAGCAGGCAAUCCAACCUGCUGGAGGUAGCUGAUACAGUCUGUCACUGAGAGAAGCUGUGUAUAUUACUGGGGUGCUCAUGCCUAUCUAGCAGUGUAUGACAUGCAAUCCAUAAUGUACCCAGAUCAAUGACAUGGCUGUCUAGGCACCUUUCUCUCUCAGGCAUUGCUGGAGUACUUGAUAACAAGUA